Molecule: messenger RNA, 1048 nt
Organism: Planococcus citri (citrus mealybug)
Lineage: Eukaryota; Metazoa; Arthropoda; Insecta; Hemiptera; Pseudococcidae
Product: protein D1-like
Exons: 6
Coding region: 145-933 (262 amino acids)
Source: RefSeq, a predicted model, not a curated record
CUGAUCGUAUUUGAUAAUUUCAAAUCAAACAUAAUUCAUUCUAUCUGAGCGUUUAGAUGAAUGAAUUUUUUUUGAACCUUGAAACGUUAAAUUUCUAAAUUUGCAAUACCUAAAAAUAAUACCAAGUUAUCUAAUUAAAUAGAAAUGAAUUGUUAUUUUACCAUUCAAUCUUUUUUAAUUUUUAUAAUAGACAUGCAUUUUUCAAUGGCUAACCAACCUCAAUUAAAAGUUACCAAAAACUGGUUACGGAUACAAAAAGAAUUUAAAUCCGAUGUCGCUAAAAAAUUUGCCGAAUUUGAAAUCGUUCCCGAUGUUAUUGUCACCGCUCCUGAUGAAUUAUGCAGUGUAACUUUUCCUGGAGGAGUUUCUGUCAAAAUGGGAGACAAAUUGAGCUCUGAACAAAUAAAAGAAGAACCAGAAGUAUUAUGGAACUGUGAUAAAGAUGCCGUUUAUACUUUAGUUAUGCAAAACGUUGAUGAUCACGACUGCAUGGAUACUCGCUCGUGGGUGGUUGUAAAUUGUCCAGGAUGCAAUUACUUCGAAGGGCAUAAUCUUUUUGAUUAUAAGGAACAAGAUCCCGAUAAACACCAAGAUCGUUACCGCAUUGUUUUUCUAAUUUAUCGACAACCAAAAGAUAUGGAUAUCCGCGAUAUUUCGUAUUACGAUUUCACCAGCGAAACAAUUUAUCCAGAUCCUUCAUUCGAUGUUCAACAUUUCGCUGAUUUCCAUGGCUUAGGUGAUCCGGUAGCUGGUAAUUUUUUCAUUAUGGAAGAUGUCAAGUUUAAGAACCGGAUUCAGGCACUUUAUAAAUACACGCCGAGGGAAUUGAGAUACCCCAAGCUUCUAUGGGCAUGGGAAGAUAAAGUGAAAAAGGAAGCUCUCGAGAAAGCUAGAAAAGAAAAUCUUACUCGAUCAUCGACAACUCGAUCAUAAUAACUCUAAUGUACCAUAUUUUAUAUUCAAAAUAGGCAGUGGUUAGACGUAAGAAUCCAUUUAUUAUUUCAAUCAAUGGAAAUAAUCCAUCACGUGUAAAUUUUGAUAGAAUUUU